UAAACAUCUUUGUGAAUCUUUUGGAUCAAUAAAACUUAAAAUAUGUUUCAACUUCGUGAACAUUUAGAUUCAUAUCAUUACCAUAAGUGCAUAAUUAUACCAGAAAAAGAUGUCUUGGAUGUCGAUAUUGUCGGGACUAAUCGGAUCGCGAACUUCAGACGAUGGUGGAAUGAUCUCUUUCUACUCUCAUACGAGUGCGAUAAAUACAAGGGCUUCUACUCAAGUUCCAACGCACUAAGAAUGGAAAGAUACAGGCAGUUUCGAAAACACAAAAACUGCAUACAUCCUUUGAGUAAAUUCAGAUACUACUGGGAUUUCAUAAUACUAUACGUAUUCGUUACUAACAAAUUAAUUACACGAUUAACGUCCAAUUUUCUCUACGAUCGAUUACCAAUAUCAUUCUACUUAUUUGGGGCAUUUUUGGAACUGGUUGUCUUCGCAGGCUUGUACGUGGACAUUGUUACUGGGUACAUUGACAUAGAAAGUAGAAGAGUCGUCUUAAGUAGGAAGAAAGCUAUAUUAAAUUACUGUGAAAAAAAAUUGUUUCUCCACGUUGCGUCAGCUGUUCCUUUGCACUGGUUGAUGUUUCUUAGAUAUGGAGAGAACAUUACCUGCGGUCUGUGUAAGUGUAACAAAUUCAUCUGCGCUCUCAAGAUCAUCGAUUGCUUCAGCUUAUUCCGGGUGAUCGAGACCUCCACCUGCUGGAGCCGCAAGCGGUACUCUAAAGUACAGGAGAGUCUCUGUAAGUUUCUGAGGAUCGGAACAGUGACUUUCGCCACUCUGAUUCAGUUGACUGAACUGAGCGAUGUCUUCACUUUAUUGAUGUUUUUCUAUAAUGGUGAAGUCGAUGAGGAAUCCAUAUUGAGCUUUAGAGCGGGGUUAAAGUACGGUUGGAACGGCGUAGGAAACUUUAUGUUUUUUAUGUUUGAUAUCGGCAAAAUGCUGAAGCCAUUAACUCGAAUAACGCAGAUUAACGCAACUGUGGAGCGCUUCGUUCUAGAUAAAUUAUUCUCAUUUUUGGGAUUCAUUAUAACGUAUGUUUUUUACGCUUGGGCUAUGGUGGAGUGCUUUUCUUUCCUCACUUUUGUGAUAUCUGCAGAAAGCCAAAGAAUGACUUCGAAGCAGAAGACUAUGAAUGUAUUAGAAAGCCUUCAAGUGUCUGAUAGGUUGAGUGAGAAAGUUUCUGAUUAUUUCAAAUACAAGUCGUCAGCGCUAAGAUUGACUGAAGCUCGAAAUGGACUUUAUGUAGUGCUGCCAACAAUAUUGAAAAACGAAAUAAAUUUAAAUUGUUACUUUAAUAUUAUUCUGCGGAUCCCAUUGUUCAGUCAGUGGCCGAUACCAGUAUUAGAACAGUUGACUAUUAUGCUGAAGAGGAAAGAAUAUAUGAUCAACGAUAUGGUGACUGUAGUACUUAAAGAAACCUACAGUAUCUCACUGGACUUUUCCUUACACAACAUCCAGGCUAAAGUGUCAGGAGAGGGUCUGAUGAUAGUCCACGACGGAGUGCUGGCAGUCUACUCAAGCACCAACAAGGAGCUAGGGCACCUGAUCGACGGAGACUACUUCGGAGCCUUGUCACUAGUCACCGACAAAGAAGUUUACAUGACUUACGUGGUCGCUGUGACAAAUGCUACUAUUCUCUUUUUGGGUAAGAUGGAAUUCAGAAUGUACAUGAAGGAUCACCCACAACUGUUCUAUGGUUUUGAGAUGGAUUUGAAGAAGAGGUACAGAGAUCGCGCUCGUAAUCAAGAUGACUCGUCGAUUGGUUCAGUACGUUCGCAGUAAUCUGUACAUGCUUUUAAAGUUCACUUUAGAAGUACUACGAUCAGUUUUGCCGUAUGUUAUAGUUUAAAGUUUUUAUUUUCUGAUAACACAGGAAUCUGGUACUUAUAGUUUCACUUAAUUAUAGGAUUUAGAAAAUGAUAUGUCUAAGCGAUUUAAUGAACGUGAUGUUUUUGAACAAGCUAGAAUGAUAUUUUUUUUUGUAACAUAAUAUGAGCGAUCUUCAAAGGUAGUCCUGUAAGAUUUCUAUUAGUAUAGUUCUUAUGGCAUAGCUUUUAAUAUUAUUUAUAUCUGUAGUAAGUGGUGCCAAAGCGCUGGCCGUAAAAGCUUGAAAUUGACGUUCAAUAAAAAG
Spodoptera littoralis (African cotton leafworm) is the source of this 2134-nucleotide messenger RNA. The record is from the annotation of a GenBank genome assembly. NCBI's taxonomy places the organism in Eukaryota, Metazoa, Arthropoda, Insecta, Lepidoptera, Noctuidae.